AGACGGGAGCUUAGGUAAGGCGCUUUGCUCGAUUGAGAGGCCACCUCAGCUUCACGUCUAUUAUAGCUACAGCUUCCGCAAGCAAGGUGGUAGAUACAGCUUCAACAGUCUCCUACUUCUUUACUUACCGGCCACUUGGCCCCUUUUUCUUCUCUUUGGAACCAACCCCAUCUUUUGUUUUUGUCGCCAACAUGCGUUUCCUACAAUCGCUUCUCUCUUUCGCUGUGCUUGCGACGGGUGUCGCAGCCGCCAAAAAGUCCUCCACCGAGCGGUUCGAUGAAUUCCAUGCCAAACAGAGCUCGACACCGCUCAAGCUGAAAGAAUCGACGUACAAAACCCUGACCUCCACACCAAGAGACUACAGCGUUGCUGUUCUCCUCACUGCUGCCGAUGCACGAUUUUCUUGCCAGCUCUGCCGUGAGUUCCAACCUGAAUGGGACCUGUUGGGUAAGAGCUGGGCCAAAGGUGAUAAGGCCGGCAAUUCUCGACUGAUUUUUGGCACACUGGAUUUUGUUGACGGCAGAGAGGUUUUCAUGUCGCUUGGCCUUCAAACCGCCCCUGUCCUCCUCUUGUUCCAGCCCACGGUUGGUCCCCAUGCUGCUCAAAAGCCAGAGCCGCUGCGAUACGACUUCAGUGCCGGACCCCCGACUGCCGAAAAGGUUCACUCCUGGCUCGCUCGUCAGCUGCCUGACCGACCUCAUCCCUCUGUCAAGCGACCUUUCAACUAUGCGGGAUGGGCGAUUACCAUAACCAUCGUCCUCGGAGUUGUUACUGCAGGUGUGGUGGCUUGGCCGUAUGUGUCUCACAUUUUGCAGAGCCGCAACCUCUGGGCAGCCUUGUCCCUGAUGACCAUUCUCCUGUUCAUUAGCGGACAUAUGUUCAAUCACAUCCGCAAGGUUCCCUACGUUACUGGUGACGGACGUGGUGGGGUCAACUACAUCGCGAGCGGUUUUCAGAACCAACUCGGCUUGGAAACACAAGUGGUGGCAGCAAUCUAUGGUGUUUUGUCAUUUUGCGCGAUCUCUCUUGCUAUCAAGGUCCCACGAAUUGCUGAAGCCAAGUCUCAACAAGUCGCAGUCAUUGCGUUCGGUGGCGCCCUGUUCCUUGUCAACAGCUUUCUGCUGAGCGUGUUCCGUGUCAAGAACCCUGGCUAUCCAUUCUCUCUGCCGCCCUUCAUGUAAAAUGAUAUAGUCGGACGGAACGAAAACAGCCGCUAAAUGUUUCGAGAAUACAUGACGUGGACCAGCAGUCACUAAGGAUCAGGAUCAGCAUCGUUGUAGUGAGGUGACUUACCUUGCGGCGAGUAAGAAGGACAAAAGCAUGUUGUAUGAUAUUUCCCAAAUAGACCUUUGCUAAGAAAUGACGGAAAGAUUCCAAGAUUCUUCACUCCUGAUCAAUGGCGCUCCUAAUUGCGGCUUUGAUGUAAAUACAUGGAAGUCUUCUGGCCAAUGUUG
Messenger RNA from Fusarium redolens, 1454 nucleotides. RefSeq lists its product as uncharacterized. The transcript has 4 exons. The record is from RefSeq and is a predicted model, not a curated record. NCBI's taxonomy places the organism in Eukaryota, Fungi, Ascomycota, Sordariomycetes, Hypocreales, Nectriaceae. Gene Ontology annotation, cellular component: oligosaccharyltransferase complex. The coding region runs from base 192 to 1181 and encodes 329 amino acids.